AUGAGUGCAACAGUGCUCCUUUUCAUUGGAGGUGCUCGCGUUGAUGGAAUCAACAGCUACAUCUGCAUCUGUGUUCCUGGGUAUUCCGGCACACGUUGUGAAAUUAGUUUUUUCCGAUUUCUUUUGGCAGUGUAUCUUUUAAAUAAUUUUUUUGAAAAAUUUUGUCUUUAUUGGCAUUUAUAUGAUUUUGUUUCCGUUUUGUGUUGUUCUCCAGAUAUCAACGAGUGCGCAAGUUCUCCUUGUUUAAAUGGCGGUGCAUGCGUUGAUCAAGUAAACAGUUAUUCUUGCACAUGCGUUCCAGGAUAUAGCGGUAUUAACUGUCAAAUUAAUAAUAACGAGUGUUCGUCAGGCCCAUGUAUGAAUGGGGGCACAUGCUUAGAUGGCGUUAAUAUGUUCUCCUGCAGUUGUCUGCCCGGCUACGCUGGAACACUUUGUGAUAUCAACAUUAAUGAAUGUGCUAGUGGUCCUUGUCUUAAUUCCGGAAAUUGUGUUGAUGGUAUCAACCAGUAUGUAUGUGUCUGUCCUGCUGGAUUUGAGGGAACCCACUGUGGAUUAAAUACCAACGAAUGUGGUAGUAAUCCGUGCAUGAACGGCAUCUGUAAUGACAAUGUGAACUCAUUCACGUGUACUUGCAAUCCGGGAUGGACUGGAACUCUCUGCGACAUCGAUAUUGAUGAAUGCGCGAGUAGUCCGUGUCAAAAUGGAGGAACUUGUGCGAAUGGUGUCAAUGGCUACUUCUGUGCCUGUACUAUCGCACGGACUGGAACUCAUUGUGAGAAUAAUGUCGACGAGUGUUUGAGUGGCCCAUGUCAAAAUGGUGGCACCUGUUCUGACCUUGUGGGACAGUUCUUUUGUCAGUGUCCACCUGGAUGGAAUGGUGUCUUCUGUGAAAACAAUAUCAAUGAAUGUGCCAGCAGUCCUUGUCAAAAUGGAGGCACCUGUACGGACAGCAUUAACAUGUACACCUGUACUUGUUUAUCUGGAUUCUCAGGAACCUUUUGUACCAUAAAUGAUAAUGAGUGUGUCUCAAAUCCGUGUCAAAAUGGCGGCACAUGUACUGAUGGAAUCAGUGGCUACUCUUGUAGCUGUGUGCUUGGAUUUUCUGGAACUUUCUGUGAAACUAUUGGUGUUGACAAUGGUGAGAUGGGAUGGUUAUGUUGA
This is a messenger RNA of Anneissia japonica, 1161 nucleotides long. Its product is annotated as fibropellin-1-like. Gene Ontology annotation, molecular function: calcium ion binding. Gene Ontology annotation, cellular component: protein-containing complex; plasma membrane. The record is from RefSeq and is a predicted model, not a curated record. The transcript has 10 exons. The coding region runs from base 1 to 1161 and encodes 386 amino acids. Gene Ontology annotation, biological process: establishment or maintenance of epithelial cell apical/basal polarity; heterophilic cell-cell adhesion. NCBI's taxonomy places the organism in Eukaryota, Metazoa, Echinodermata, Crinoidea, Comatulida, Comatulidae.